Molecule: messenger RNA, 3740 nt
Organism: Tyto alba (common barn owl)
Lineage: Eukaryota; Metazoa; Chordata; Aves; Strigiformes; Tytonidae
Gene: ACOT9
Product: acyl-CoA thioesterase 9
Exons: 16
Coding region: 358-1662 (434 amino acids)
Biological process (GO): acyl-CoA metabolic process
Cellular component (GO): mitochondrion
Molecular function (GO): fatty acyl-CoA hydrolase activity
Source: RefSeq, a predicted model, not a curated record
AUAUUGAAAAACCCAAACAAACAAACUGAAGGCAGAGCCCGGCGGGCAGGGCUGACGGGCUUGGCGGCGGCCCUCCCAGCUCCUAACGGUUUCCGGCGGUCCCAACCUCCGCCCCUGAGAGCGGCCGCCCCCGGUGUGGCCGCAGGCCGGGGCCGAGCGGUACCGCCCGGCGGGCCCGGGGGCGGGAAAGGCGAGGGGGAGCCGGCUGCGAGCGGUCCUGCGUGGGGAGCUCCACGGCGGAAGGGUCACUGCCGCAGCGCUGCCGGCGCCCGGCCCGCCGCGAGUCUGUGGCGCUGCGUGCCUGGAGCGGGCGUGGCCCCCGCAAGGCGCUGGGCGAGCGGCGGCGCGGCGGGCACCAUGCUGGCUUCCCGGUUGUGCACCAUGAGGAAGCUUCCUCCUGUUCUGGCUAGGAUGCUCACUUCUGGCACCAGUGGCUCCCCAGUGCUUCCUGACAUGUCUGAAGGGCACUUACCCAUUCAUGUGAAUAACGUGCGGAGCAGAUUGAGGGAUAUAGUGGGAGCAUCUACCAACUGGAGGGAUCAUGUGCAAGCAAUGCAAGAAAGAAAAGCUCUUCAUACUUUACUGGCAAAACGGCAGGAAGAUCUCCCUCCUAGAAGAAUGAAGGAUAGCUACUUGGAAGUUAUUCUACCUCUAGGAAGUCAACCUGAAAUAAGAGAAAAAUACCUGAAUGUACACAACAGUGUAAGGUUUGGAAGGAUACUUGAAGAUCUUGACAGUUUAGGAGUUCUUAUUUGCUACACUCAUACCAAGCAGGAAAUGCAGCCAAGGUCUCCCUUAUCAAUAGUUACAGCUCUGGUGGAUAAAAUCAAUUUGUGCAAGAAGAUUAUAUAUCCAGAUUGUGACAUCAAAUUCACAGGCAAUGUCUCUUGGGUUGGGAGGACCUCAAUGGAAGUGAAGAUGCACAUGCUGCAGCUACAUGAUGGUGAUUACAGCCCUGUGUUAGAUGCAACCUUUGUCAUGGUGGCCCGGGAUCCAGAGAAUAAACGGCCAGCGUUUGUUAAUCCACUCGUUCCAGAGAGCCCUAAGGAAGAAGAAAUCUUCAAGCAAGGGGAAUUGAACAAGCUGAAGAGGAUUGAUUUCAGCACUGCUUCCUUACUGAAAAUGGCUCCCACUGCAGAAGAAAGAAAAAUUAUUCAUGACAUAUUCCUUAAUACAUUGGACACAAGGACAGUAAGUUUCCGGAGUCGUAAAUUACCACCCAAUUCAGUGUGGAUGGAAGAUGCAAAGCUAAAAGGCCUACAGAUUUGCCAUCCUCAGGAACGGAAUAUCUUCAAUAGGAUAUUUGGGGGUUUUCUCAUGAGAAAAGCGUUUGAACUGGGAUGGGCAACUGCUUGCAGCUAUGGGAGUUCCAGACCUUUUAUUGUAUCUGUUGACGAUAUCAUGUUUCAGAGGCCAGUUGAGGUUGGAUCCUUAUUACUGCUUUCUGGACAGGUCUGUUACACAGAAAAAAACUACAUCCAGGUUCGAGUACACAGUGAGGUUUAUGAUGCAGAUACCAGGGAGCACCAGACAACCAAUAUCUUCCAUUUUACAUUUAUAUCAGAAAAUGAAGUCCCACAGGUUGUCCCCAAAACUUACGGAGAGUCCAUGUUGUAUUUAGAUGGGAAGCGACACUUUGCUGCAAUCAUGAAAGACAUCUGACACACUGAGUGCUGCAUCAGCAGUGUAGCAGCAUGCUGUCUGGGAGGGAGUUGUCGGCAGAGAUGGCUAACAGACAGGUGCUUGCUAUACUAAAAAAAAAACCCCACCCCAAAACAAAACCCCGAAGCCCACAACAAAUCCUGCCUUUUUAGUGCUAUUUAUGUAUUCGCAUAGAUUUGGAUUUUUUUAUUCUCUGCUACUAGGAUUUGUUGAAAUCUUCUUUUACAUGCCAAUGCUAGGAAAAAAAGGCUGAAAAAGAUACAAUCUUAAGCUAUAGAUAGCUUCUCUUUGUCUGCUUUGACAGAUCUCAUUAUGACUUUGGCUGUCUUGUCACCAUCUGCCUUCUUUCCCUUAGUAGCUCUCCUUUGUGUUUUGCUGAUAAGGGAUAGAAGUUUUAUCAGAAAAAUGUGUGCAAUAAGUAAAUACACACAGAUGAAGUAAUUUGACCUACAUUCUUGUGUAAGUUAGGUUUAGGGUUGUCCUUUUUUUUUUUUUUUUUUUUUAACAAGGACACAUGCAUCUGGGCAGCAACAUAAACUCAGAAGUUACUAGUGUGUGCACAGUGUAAAGCAGGUGUUUCCUGUGAGCUGGGAUUUUUACAAGGUUGUUGCAGCUUCUGUUUCAGAUGGUUUUAUGUUCCCUUGGAAGGAAACUGAGUUUUGCAGUGAAAUGGGGUGGCCAGAUGGUCUCUUCUGGCAUUCUGUUUGUGUACAGCCAGUCCUAACCAGCCUCUUCUUUUUUUUUUUUUUUUUUUUUUUUUUUUUUUUUAAUGUAACUGUAAGUUAAUUCCUUAAUGAAUUGUUUCUCAUGUCCUGUAGAGUAGAGAUCUGACUGGUGAGAUUGGGUGGGACUGGGAAAUGGCAUUGUAGAGCAGAGCAUUUUGGUUUGUUAAGGAUUGGGAGCAGGAAGGGUGAAAUGCUGCUAAAAUGGUGAUGGUUAUCUUUGGUGCUGGAGUUGGGGCUCCAGAGGAUCUGUGUUGACCAGCUCCCAAGUCAGCUGCUGAAUGGUGGGAGGAUUUUUGUUGCACUGAUUUUUUUUUUAUUGUACGGUCAGAGGACAGCCUCCCCAGCUGGAUUAUUUGUCUGUUUCCUUGGUAGACUGUAAUGAAAUAUGAAUAUUGCACAGCUUUAAAGGUUGUCAAGUUUACCUGUGAAGGACAGAGUAGUUCCCCACCACAGACGGGACACCGCGGUGAACAUAACUCUGGCAAAUCAGUAACAGAAAGAAAGUACUUGAGACUGAAAUGCUUCCGAUGUAGUGGAUAAAGUUUUAAUAAUCUCCAGUAGCUGGCAGAUAAAAGUCCAACAUCCUGAAAUUAGGAACAUGAGUGGAUACGAGGCAUCAGCUUUUAGCAGUGAGGAUGAUUACUCACAAGCACAAAAUGGGACCUCUGAUUCCUUCAAAUCAAGACUGAUACCCUGUCUGAUCAAGACACCCAAAGAGAAGUAGUUGGGCUCAAUGGUAGGUUAAAUGGAUGAUGUCUUAUAAUAUACGAGAAUAGACUCUGGAUUUCUUGCUAGGUUUGAAAUCUUUUGAAAUCAGGAAGCAGCAAGUAGAAAUUAUGUGAAUCAGCACAGAUGCACGAAACAGGUUGAUAAAAUAAGCAACAUGUUGAAAUUUUACUUCUGAAUAAGAAAGUUUGAGAAAUUCAGUUAGGAUCAUCUUUCUUUGGUGCUAGGAUAGCAUGAAGGUCGUGGCUCCUAACAGCUGAUUGCUAUUCAUGUCAGGACAGUGAGCACUGUAAUAACUGGCAUGUUACACAUCAGCCUUUCCUUUCUGGGAUUUGGCUGCCUUUAUUUAUAAGUUAGUUAGCUUUCUAGUGGAGGCACAGGGUGUUGCCUGUUCCAUAUAAGAUGAAUGCAUUGCGGUGAUCGUGAGCUGUUGGUUCCUUACAUAGAAUUUCUCUCUUUAGCCACACUCCAGUGCUGAUUCAACCUUAUGAUGUUAUUAUCUUUUUCUUUAAUGAUUAUGACACUGUGGAUAUAUAUUGUAUUUUCUGGUUUUCUCCUUUUUAAAACUCUUUGGAAGCUGAAUGUACUUGACUGACCACACAAAUAAAGAACUGAAAUUCUACCCCA